GUGAGACCUACGCCUACGGUCCGUUCAAUCCCGCGCUUGGCCUGCUGCAUGCCUGGUUUCUGAGCUUGUUGGAGACAACGUGAAAAGUACCUGGUGGAGGGACCCUGUAUGUUGCCAUGCUCAAGGAAAGUUAGGUUAUUUUAUUCUUUCGAAUAAGGCCGAAAUGGCUGAAGGUCAUGACAUGCAUGAAGUUUGUACCAGAGCAAAAAGAUUGGCCGACGGGGAUGGAGAUGAAGGAGGUGCAGGUGAACCAAAGGCAAAGUUGAGACGGAGGCAUCUGGAGGAUUCUUAUUUUUGGAUCAACUCAUACCAUUCGAGGGCUGUGCUGACCCGGUUUUUUAUAGACACCAAGGUUAAGGCUGGAAAGAAAGCAGAGUUGACCUUCAACUCUAUGCCGCUUUCUGUGAAGUUAUUAACACGUCAUCCAAAGCCAGAGGAUUUAGACAGUGAUAAAACAGUCAUGCCAGUUUGCACCAACUUUGAUGUAAUUUCGUCAUUUUUUGAUGAAACUAAGGAGGAAGAGUUCAAAGCUGUCAUAUCAAGCAAGUGCAUCGGAGGUCUGUCCUUUGAACAUCAAACGUGUAUCGAGAAUGAAGAAUGGGAGAAGAUGUUUAAAACAAUGGAAGGAAAAAAUUACAAGUUGGUGAAGAAUAGAUGGAAACCCACUGAUGUUACUCUUGAUGAUGAGUUACCUGAUAAUCUAUCGUUGUUGGUUUCAAGAUUGGAUCUGGCGUUAGCUGGCAACAUGGGUAAUGGUUGUGCAAAAGAUUUUAUUGACACGCUGCUCGAAUGCAUUCAAGAAGUUGGACAGGUCAGCGUGAGGAGGAUGUCCCAUCACUCACCUGUGCUGUCAUCAAGGACAAAUAGUUCAAUAGCCCUUGUACCAAAAUCUGACACAUUGACAUGGGACCUUGGAUAUGUGGAACCACCCAGCCCUAAAAGUGUCUCAUCACGAUCCUCCAUUUUUGAUGGCUCUGGUGGAAGCGGGGAUGGGCUACUUUCGACUACCCCUAAAUAUCAUAAGGUGGUACCUGAUCAUGUUUGGUACUUGCAAGAAUACCCGGGAUAUUUUGUUCUGAAUGUUGAGUGCAAGCGUAAGGAAGAUGAUUCCCAUGCGGCUAUAAUGCAGUGUAUAAAGCAAAUGUUCACCCAGAUGCAUUUUCAAAUGUCUACAUUUGGUUUGAUGAUCAAUCCAACUGGCUGGUGCCUUAUUCUUCUUGUGAAGUCAGGAAACGAAAUAUCAGUCCAUAAGGUGCAGCAGUCUUUCAUAGAGUCCGUCACCAAAUCCCACUCCUUCAAUCUUGAGAACUUGAGGAGUUUGUGCAACUGGCUCUACAGAAUAAUGCUCUACAGGCUAAAGUUUCCAUCUGGGUAGGCUUUUAUUGCGAACAUGGCAGUCGAAAGAUUUUGUACCCAAGCUAUGUAAUGAAAUUUUGUGCUUGGCUCUAUUCUCUACAUGUAGGCUUAAGUCACCAUCUGGGCAAGCUUUCUUUUUGGGAACUUGGCAGAUGAACAUUUUGUUCCCAAGCUAUGUAAUGAAAUUUUGUGCUUGGCUCUAUUCUCUACAUGUAGGCUUAAGUCACCAUCUGGGUAAGCUUUCUUUUUGGGAACUUGGCAGAUGAAAUUUUUUGUACCGUAGCUACCUAAUGAAAUUUUGUGCUUGGCUCUAUUCUCUACAUGUAGGCUGAAGUCACUAUUUGGGCAAGCUUUCUUGUUGGGACUUGGCAGAUGAACAUUAAAUGUUAAUACCCUAGCUGUGGAAUGAAAUUUUGUGCUUGGCUCUAUUCUCUGGCGCCGCUGUGCCUCGAUAUAGUUAAUAUUAGGGGAAAAGUCAAGUUUCAGACAUGAUGAUGAUGUUGAUAAUAAGGCAAUGUUGGAUAUUUCCUUGCUCUGCAAAAAGUUAAUGAAAAGGCCAGGGGCCAUUGUGCUCACCGUUUAUGGUGACCAAGCGGCAUACUGUCUCUCCAAAGCACAGGCAACUGCAUUAAGAGAUGGCUCGUCAUUGUGGUUCAGCAUAGCAGAGUGCUGGUGUUCACUAUAGAUUUUGUAGAGUAAUCACUUGGCAUUAGAUGUUCAUCCCUUUUUGAACACCUGCAUGAGCUGUCAGUCAAUCUAAAUGAUUAACAAGGCCGAUUUAUGAAAAUAAUGUUUAUUUAUCUUAAAGAACAUUGAACAUGUUGAAAGAGAAUCACAGUAAAUAUAAAAUCAAAAAAUGAUACUUGUAUUAUGAAUACUCAUGUGGUGUUGAUUAGGUUACAUGUAUGUAAGUGAAUCGAAACAUGGAAUAAAAAACAUGGCAUAGAGUAAUUGAAGCCCCUGAGAACAGUACCAGGUGUCUUCUUUUUUUGAAGUUUUAGAAGACUAAAAGUUUUAGGGGAAAAAAAAUCACAGUAAAAUAAAAUCACAAAUUAUGUAUAGUCAUCUGGUACUGAUUUGCUUACAUGUAUGUAAGUGAAAUAUUAUACAAAUUGUUGAUGGCAUACUGUAAUUUAAGCCCCUGAGAACAGUACUAGGUGUCUUCUGUUUUUGAAGACUAGAAAUUUCAGGGAGAACAAAAAGAGAAUCACAGUAAAAUAAAAUCACAUAUUAUGUAUAGUCAUCUGGUACUGAUUUGCUUACAUGUAUGUAUGUGAAAUAUCAUACAAAUUGUUAAUAGAAACAUGGCAUACAGUAAUUUAAGACGAUGAGAACAGGUGAAUUCUGUUUUAGAUGUUUUGAAGACUGAAAGUUUCAGGGAAAACAGGAACAGAAUUGCAGUAAAAAUAAAAUCACAAAUUAUGUAGAGUAAUCUGGUACUGAUUGGCUUACAUGUAUGUAAGUGAAAUAGGAGUAAAAAUGUGCCAUGGUAUUUGGCAUCUUUGUUAAAGUAUACCAAAUCGGAAUAAAUUCUAAGUAGAGUUACAGUUUUUAGUAGGCUCUGGCUUUCUUUUGGGUCACCCUGUAUAAUGAUGAUGAAUAGCGGAACUAAUGGGUGAUUUCAAAGUUUGUUGAUGCAACAGAUGGGGUGUCCAUAAAUUUACUUUUUUGUUUUGGCGACUGAUGGUUUAGGGGGGAUGGCAGAUGUUGUGGCAAGUGGUUUCCAGUUGACAGUGGUGAGCAUGAUCUCUGUGACUGUGUUUCCUGACAGAACUGCUCUUGCUGCGGCUGGAAGGCUUGGGAUAGUUGGCAUUGGAUCUGCUGAUGCGAAGAUGUACGAUUCUGCUUCAUGGAGGCCAUUUCGAAUAAUAAGGAGUUCUUUUCCAGAGACUGCAAUGAUGUUGACAUUGCAUUUGUCUUCUGAAGACUGGAAUUAGAGUGGAGUUUGUAUUAUUACAUUGGGAUAAUAGUUAGAUAAUUAGUAUACUGGUAUGGUGAACUCUGUGCCUGUUGAAGAUGUUUUGAUGUCCUAAUUUAUGUGCUGAAACUGUUUUGGAAUCAAAGAGUUGUUCACUAAAACACCAUAUGUUGUGGUGGUAGAGUCACAAGAAUUAGAUGGUGGGCGUAGAAAGAGACUAUUGUUGACCAAAUAGUUGAUAUGGGUUAUGGGUAUUUUUCUUCUAAUUUUGCAGGUGUCUGCUAUAAAUGAAGAUGAAAGAAAAGGUGAAGUUGGGUGGGAAUAGUAGAAUAAUGGUGGUGAAAAUUGUACUUACAGUGAUGGCUGUUUCUGGGGUGUCACGGAAGUGUUUUUGCAUGUUGAAUUCGGUUAUUUCAACAUUUUCUACCUUGAUUUUCUUAUUAAGGUGGACGUCACCUAUGAGAUCAGUGGACUUGUUCCACAGCUUCAGAGUUGCUGUUGAAGUUGAAGCCUGCCCAUCUUCCUCUAUGAUGAUAUCUUUGCGCUUCCACGAUGCAUCAGGGGCUGUUUUGAGUGGAGAAAUCUGUGGGAAGAAAUGGAAUUAUAGAGUGUAUUGACACUGAUAUCUAAUAUCAUAAAUAGUUUAUGUGAGAUUAUAGGUUAUUGCUAAUACUGAACUUGAGGGAGGUGAAGGACACACAUUGAGUAUGGAUUGUGGUAGUGAGGUGAUGGAUCAUUGUAAUUAUAGAAUUGUGGAAGUCAAUGCUGGUUGACGAAAUACAUGGUAUUUGGAAAUGUCUGGGUUUUUGUAUGAAUAUUUCUUGAUCUGUGGACUUUGAAAUUAUUUGCAUUUGUCUUUACCUGUUUUAUUUUGACAAGGAUGAUGCUCUUUGUUUGAUUGGAGAUUGUUGCAAUUGGUCCAGUGGCAUAGUUGGUGCAUGGAAAAAUUGCAUCAUGAGAUCUUCUUUCACAGCGAAGUCUUCGGUUGGGUAGAUCUGAAAUGUAAUGAAAUGAACUCUUGUACAUGGAUCUUUAAAGAAGGGAUUGGCAACAGGGGUGAUGAUGUCAUAAGCUGCCGGACAAUGCGCUGUUGAAGGUUUCUGAGUCUUGAGCUAUUUCGCAUACUCGUUUGGUAGUGUGAUCCAAGCAAGAUUUCUAAUGGGGAACUUAAGCCUUUAGUUUUCUUGUUAUAACGCCAGUAUGUUGUUGAACAGCUGGUAUAAUAUUGUUCUUUUUUACCUAACAUUGAACUCCUAUUAGGUAUCUGGUGCAAAAGGUCCAUAGGGUUUGGGGAAAUUUGAUGUUAAUUAGUGUUUGAAUUUCGUCUGCAUCUGGGAAAACAGUAUUGCGGAUGUUGUUACUUGUAAUGCUAUCUCCAUAAAAUCUGCUAACUUAUGAUAUAUAUAUUUUCUUUGUUUUGUUGUGAAACUAAGCGAUAAAGUGUUAGAGGUGAUUAAUUAUAGGUGGUAUGGUUUUGGAUUGCCUGCCGAAAAAUGGUCUUUGUGGAGUCAGAAUAAAAGUAUUGAUGAAUACUGUAUGUACUAACCUUACUUUUUGCCUUGACAAAUAUUGCAUGCUUAGUGUUGUCAAUGUCCGUAUCCACCAGAAGUAACGACGCAUUUUUGACAAUCAUAUCAGCGUUGUGUACCAUUUUGGUGUACACAAGAUCGUAAAAAUCGUCUUUGCCUGCAAUCAGGCAAGAGGAUAUGUGGGAUUUGGGACGUGUAGACUCAUUGUUGAGGAUUUUCACCUUGAUGGUAUUCAUGCUGAAAAAUAACAGUAUCAUAUGUAAAUAUAUAUACAGGUGGGACAUGUAGUAGUAGGGUGCAUAAUGUGUAUCACCUAUUUGGCUAUCAUUUAUAACUGCAUCCACACUAAUAACGGAGGCCUACUCUAGACAUGAUUUUGCACUAUUCUAACGUCAGAACUCCUAAUAUCGCCACUUGUGCGUAAUACCGCCACUUUUGUGACGUGACUUUCAUGACGUUAUUUCCAAUGAAGUGGCGAUAAUAUGCACGACGUUCUUGUGACGAUAUUAGGAGUUCUGACGUUAGAACUUUUAGGUGUAAAAUAAAACUCUACUCUUUAGCAGGAAGAACUUGACAGUUGACAUGAACAUGAUGAAAAACACACAUUAUUAGCCUUAGACCUAGUAGUUCACAAAGUUUCUUGAUGAGGAGUUGUGCAUCUGAUCUUGAGGCCAACUGUGCAUGCCAUGUAGGCCUACAUGUACAAUGUAUGCAUGCAACAUGCAUAUAUGUCUACUCCAUUAUCGAUUUUUUCUUCUUCCAAAAACCACAAUUUAUAAUAAUCAUCUGUCACUGUAGUUAGCACUAGUGAAACAAUAAUGAUUUAUACCACUGUUCAUGUCCAAGCUCAUGCAUUUUGACUUACCUAAAACGCCUUUCACUAGCUUUUAUCUGACCAAUGCCAAAAAGCUCAGCUCAUCAAAUAGAGAACAAAAUGGCGGAAUGAGGUUGGUUUAAAACCUGGCAAUGGCACAGGCAUUACAAAUAUAAAGCAAAAUUUAUACAGAACAAAUAGGCCUAGGCCUUCCAUGUUUCAAUGAUAUUUAUUCCAAGUGAAUCUGGUGCACUCAGUUGAAUCUAUUCAUAAUGUGACACAAAACAGAGCCCAGUGAGGGUCGGUUCAUAACAUGACUUAGGCACAUGGCACUGGCUCUUUGUCUUUGGGCUGAUUUUUUCAACAUCAAUUUUACUGAUUCUUCUGUGUUAAUGAUCACAUGACCUAGGACGUCAUGUGUAGGCCUAUUCAAUUUCAAGUAAAAAGCUUUAGCCGUUAAAAUAACGUACAAUGUUCCACCCUUCACGACAAAUUUACACCACUUUCCCCUCAGUGACCUUGAAGAUUACGCCACAUCAACCUGAUUUUUGGUCAACAUGUUCAGCUACAUAAGAGGUGUCUACAUACCAAAUUUAAAGACUGCAGGACUAAUGAAGGCAAAACGUGCUACUAUCGGUGAAAUUUUAGAGUUUGACCUCUGUGACCUUUACAAGUAGGUCAAAUCAAAAACCCGUAUGAUAUGUGAUGUAUCCUUGCUAGGGGUACCCACCAUAAAAUUUUUAUCAAAAACUAAUCAAUAAUAAAUGAGAUAUUGCACUUUUUAAGAAUUCGGUUUUAGCCCCCUGGUGACCAAGCCAAGAAUCAAACCGAAGGGAAAUUCAGUGUCAGGGUACAUAUGACCUUGGGCAUGAUGUAUAGAAAGUUUAAGGUUCACAGCACAAGCGGUAAAGAAACGUGCCACAGGAUACGACGCCGGACGACGGACGACGGACGCAUCCUGCUCCUUGUGGAUCUUUGCCUCUAAAGAUACUGUGGACACUCACUAUAGCUGUAGAGUCGACAUAGAGUUGGUGAAUGUUAGCCUUGCUAUGCCAUUAUCUUUGGCUCGGGAAUUCGGGAAUUUGGGUUGUAAUGAAGGUGGUAAAAUAUGGUUCAGAUGGAAACACUUAAGGAUAUGAGCCUAUGAGUGCAUGUGAAUAGCUGUAAUCGACAUGUUUUGAUAUGAUUUGUUCUGAAUAAAGAAAGUUGCGUGAUA
Molecule: messenger RNA, 6833 nt
Organism: Lineus longissimus
Lineage: Eukaryota; Metazoa; Nemertea; Pilidiophora; Heteronemertea; Lineidae
Exons: 5
Coding region: 164-1375 (403 amino acids)
Source: RefSeq, a predicted model, not a curated record